Cladocopium goreaui is the source of this 1803-nucleotide messenger RNA. The record is from the annotation of a GenBank genome assembly. Lineage: Eukaryota; Dinophyceae; Suessiales; Symbiodiniaceae.
AUGAUGGACGCGGUAUCCCUGACCCCUGUCUAUCGCCGGGCGAGACAUGCAGGGCCAUCUGCCAGUUAUCAGAAUCCGCGGGUCCUUGGAAAAUGUUCCAACUUUUGGCGCCAAACACGUGGUGAUUUUGCGGCCGUUGCUGGGUCCUUCUGUUCCGUCACCGUGCUAAGCAUAUGCCUUGGCCGCCUUGGCCGCCAUGGAGACCAUGGCCGUUCCAGGCUGCCACGGGGCUUUUGGACUUGGCCCUGGGCGUCGGAUACUGCGAAGGAGAUCAAGGAGCUGCUGCUGGCGGCUAAGGGUGAAGAGCUGGAGCCCAGCAGUCGCAGAAAAGUGGAGGAAGGGAUUGACUUCUUGGCCGCUGCUCGUGUGCCGUGCCCUGCUGAGUUGUUGGGAGACAGCAGCUCACCCAGUGAGGGCUUGUGGCGCUCGGUGUUCAUCCAGGGAAAGAUCCCAAAAUGGGAGGAGAACGCACGGCUCUUGAAGCCCUUGGUGCGAAACAAGGCGGGACAAGCCUAUGAUGCGAAACAAGGGAGGGUGACCAACUAUGGCGAAAUCCUGGGGCCAUUGGUGCACUUUGUGGCGGAAGGGAGCUUUACGGCCAAAGAUGGCACAGGUCAAUGCCCCAAAGAAUUUGAUGUGGAGAUUGAGCAGGGAGGCUUGGUGCUUUUUGGAGUGCCACUGUUGUCCUCUGCCAUCUCGGGACCUGGCCUGGUGCGGGUUCUGUACAUCGAUGAGGACAUCCGCAUCUUUGAGUCCCCCACGGAAUCGCCAGAUCGUUGGGAAGAGGAGGGGCUGCGGGUUAUCCAGGGGGCCCAGCUGGUGAAGCUGAUGGAAAUCGGAACGGAGGUCUUUGUGAAGGGAAAGGGGCGCGGAAUUCUGGCCCUGAACAAUGAGGAUGGAACUUGGAAUGUGGAGUUUUACGAUGAUGGAGCUGAAGGGGACUUCUAUGAGGAGGACCUGAUGCCCUUGGAAGACCUGGUGCGUCGUUGGUCCCCCGCCGGCGCCCGCGUGGUGCCUGCGCCCUGGACGUCGCCGCGGCCGGAAGGCUGGACGCGCUUCGUGUGCUUCAGUGACACUCACGGCCUGCAUCAGCUGAUUCCAAAGGAUCACAUGCCACCAGCAGAUGUCCUCUUGCAUGCAGGUGACUUCACCAACACUGGGGAACUGGAGCAAAUCGAGUCCUUUAAUGAAUGGUUGGAGGCAUAUCCUGCGGAGCAGAAGCUGGUGAUUGCUGGAAAUCAUGACAUCACUUUGCAGGAGGACUACUACAGGUCGCGUGGAGCGUCGCGCUUUCAUCGUGGCGUCCCAUACGACUGCAGUAAAGCAAGACCCUUGCUGAAGGGCUGCAGCUAUUUGGAAGACACUUCUGUUGAAGUUCGUGGUUACCAGAUCUAUGGCUCACCCUGGCAGCCCGAGUUCUUCGACUGGGCCUUCAAUUUACCUCGUGGCGAAGAGCUCCGCCAAAAAUGGUCCGCCAUCCCCCCAGACACGGAUCUCCUGCUGGCGCACGGCCCACCAGCAGGACAUGUGGAUAUGACCUCCCGAGCUGGGCGCGUGGGGUGCCAGGACCUGCGGGAAGCUGUACAUCAGCGCAGUAUCUCAGUGGUGGUGAGUGGGCACCUACAUUCAGCCUAUGGCACUGAUGCAGAUGAGGUGACCCUGUACGUGAAUGCUUCCACUUGCACAGAGCAGUACAACCCCACUCACAAACCCAUUGUGUUCGAUUUGCCGCCUGCGCACGAGCUCAGAGAAGCAACCAAAAAGGCAGCUUUGGAGCGCAAGGAAGGCAAACUUCAGCUGUGA